AUGAACGAGGCUCAAUUAUUGAAUAAGCCUACGACAAGCUAUUCUGCAUCGGUCAUUAGCGAUAAAAAAGAGGGCUCCUCUCCAGUCUCGGAGGAAGUGAUCACUGAAGACGAACUUGAUGAGGAGAAUGAACAUGUAGAAUUUGGCAUUGAUAGAUCCAAGCAAGGAUCAAGCUUUACAGCAUUUUUCAGUGUGGUAUGUGUGGUAGCUGGUACGGGUGCUCUUGGUCUGCCUUAUGCUUUAGCUCAAGGUGGUUGGAUUGGUCUUUUUAUCUUGUGUCUCAGCUGGAUUUUAUCAAUUUACACUGGUGUUUUGUUGAUCCGUUCCAUGUACUAUGAUGGUAAAACUCGUUUAUCCAGUUACCAAGAAGUAGCCACUGCAGCAUUUGGUACGCUUGGUGGCUGGGUUGCCUUUUUCUUUACAGCGAUUACGCUGGUCGGCGUACCUGUACUCUACUUGUUACUCUCAGGUUUGAAUUUACACAAUGUUGCCAAGGGAUCUUCAGCAGAAUUGACCUUCCCCAUCUGGGUCAUUAUUUGUACUUGUAUCGUCGCCAUUCCCUUCUUGUUCUUUAGAUCCAUGAAGGAAAUGACCUUUUUGAGUGUCUUUGGUAUGCUCUCCACUGUUGUUGUCAUUCUGAUUGUGCUAGGUGUUGCUGUGAAAGAAGCACCUGAUCAUGUAGACUCGCAUCAUGAUGGUGUUAUCUGGAACAUGUUUCCUAUUGCUCUUAGUUCCAUCUCUUUCAGUUUUGGUGGCAACCCUGUGUAUCCUCAUGUUGAACAAUCCAUGCGCAAUAGAAGAGAUUGGAACAAGGUGAUUACAGCUGGUCUUACUUUUUGUGUUCUCCUCUACUUUUUGGCUGCUGUGCCUGGCUACUAUGUUUAUGGAUCUGGAUCUCUGUCUCCCAUCUAUGAAUCAUUGUCUGAUACCAACAAGGGACCCAAAUUUGCUUCCAUCAUCAUCAUUACUAUCCAUCUUAUCUUGACCACACCCAUCUUGUUGACCUCGUUUGCGCUGGAUGUAGAAAAAAUGCUCAAAAUCAACCCUGAGCAUAGAUCUUUCUUUGUUGAAUGGACCCUUCGCUUUAUGUUCCGCGGUGCAUUGAUUGUAGUCAUUGCUGUCAUUGCCAUCUUUGUGCCCUUCUUUGGUGAUUUUAUGUCUCUGCUAGGUGCCUUCUCCAACUGUGCUUUGGUUUUCAUUUUCCCUGUUGUCUUUUAUUACAAGCUCACUGGCGUCAAGGGAAAGCCUUGGUAUGAGUAUAUUUUGGCCUUUUUGACUCUCUUGCUCGGUGUUGUAGGUCUGAUCUUUGGUACCAUCUCUGCCAUUGAAGCCUUGAAUGAUGAUUUCAAGAAUAACUAA
Mucor velutinosus is the source of this 1359-nucleotide messenger RNA. RefSeq names its product ankyrin repeat-containing protein (gene YAR1). Gene Ontology annotation, biological process: amino acid transmembrane transport; proline transport. The coding region runs from base 1 to 1359 and encodes 452 amino acids. Lineage: Eukaryota; Fungi; Mucoromycota; Mucoromycetes; Mucorales; Mucoraceae. The record is from RefSeq and is a predicted model, not a curated record. Gene Ontology annotation, molecular function: L-glutamine transmembrane transporter activity. The transcript is spliced from 5 exons. Gene Ontology annotation, cellular component: fungal-type vacuole membrane.